Molecule: messenger RNA, 749 nt
Organism: Diospyros lotus (date-plum)
Lineage: Eukaryota; Viridiplantae; Streptophyta; Magnoliopsida; Ericales; Ebenaceae
Exons: 2
Coding region: 289-585 (98 amino acids)
Source: RefSeq, a predicted model, not a curated record
CACGCUUAAUGGCAAAACGUUUCUUCCGUGCUCAGUACAUAAAAAGGCAGAGCUUUGCUUGGUUGGAGAUAGAAGAGAGGGGGAGAGAGGGAGAGAUUCUCUUUUAGCUUUUGCAUUGCCAUUGUCUGUCCUGCACAAAAGACACUUCUGUUAAAGCAACCCAUCCAUCUUCCCGGCCCCAAAACAAAAACCAAAUCAAACCAAAACAACACCAGCAACAACAAAUAUCUUCUAGUCCUCUCUGUUAAUUUCCUCUCUAAAACCCAAAAGAGAAAAAAAAAAAAAAAAAUGCAGUACAUCUUCAACAUCUAUGGCAGCUAUGGCCUCCCUCUCUGCCUCUCUGGAAUCACCCAUCCUCUCACUCUCUCCAAAGAGAUGGAGGAUCAUGAUCGCAGAAGGCAGGCCAUGAAGAAGAAGAAGAAGAAGAAUAAAGCGGCGCCGAGGGGGGGAUUCCAUGCAGAUCAUGAUGAUGAGAUGGGUAAUAUGAGAAGCCAUGGCAGAGAGCUUCAAGAGAUCAGAGAGCCGGAUGUUGAGAGAGGUCUGUCUGAUCACUUGUGCUUGCCCUGUACUGCAAAAGCUGCUUAGGAAGGAUCCAUCGUUUAAAUCAAUUGUUUUUUUUUUCUCUUCAAGUGUUUCUAGACUUUCUUUUUUUUUUUUGCUUUUAUGUGGCUUUGUAAUUAAUCAUUCGGACUUCAUCCAUCCAUGAAGUCAUCUGCUUGUUCAAGUAGUUCGUUCCAAUGUGAUCUUGA